Salvia hispanica is the source of this 3749-nucleotide messenger RNA. Lineage: Eukaryota; Viridiplantae; Streptophyta; Magnoliopsida; Lamiales; Lamiaceae. The record is from RefSeq and is a predicted model, not a curated record.
UAGUUUUACUAGAUUUGUACAAUGGGGGAAGCAUGUCUAUGAUGUCGAAUCAGAGAAAACAAUCUGAUCCAGUUGUGGGAUUGAGGUACCGAGCCGGGCUCAGCUCUGGGGAGUGCUAUGGCACUCGUUACUCCCCUGAAGCGUCUCCGCAGGAUGAUAAACUCCCCAAUGGCGGACGCGGUGGUUAUGCUAGUGGGAUUGGGAACUUUUUAGAUCGACAAGGAGGGCGGGGUGGUGGAUAUUCAACUACACAUCGUGGUUUUGGUGAGGAUGAUGAGUCAUCAGUUUACUCGGAAGCAAGUUCUAUUCCACCUCCUAGGCACGAAAGGGGAACUGUGCUUGAGAAAAAAUUCAAGGCGGCCACCAAUUUCUCUGGCAUCAGUUCGUUGUCGAAUGUGGAGACAUCGAGAGAGAAUAAGAUUGAUGGCGGUAUCCCCAGUGCUCCUCCGUUCAAUGACUCUUCGCAUAUCAAUCAAGUUCGGGAUUCUCGAGCUGAUGCUAAACCUUCCUUAAGAACAUCAGGUGCUACUGAAGCUAGUACCGCUGAAGCAUCAGUGAGGGCUUCUGCAGUUCCCUCUCAUCCUUUACCUUCUAAAUAUCCUACAUUUCAUGCAAGUGGGCUGGGUUACUGGUACGGUGUUCUCUCCUAUGAUGCAUGUGUAAGGCUCUGUCUUAACUCCUGGGCCAAGGGCUGCAUGGAAGCUCCUGCAUUUUUGGAAAAUGAAUGUGCAUUGUUGAGGGAUGCAUUCGGGUUGAGAAACAUAUUGUUGCAGUCAGAGGACGAACUUAUGAAAAAGCAGAACACAGAGCUUGUUAGUGAAGGAGCUUCUGUGAAGGCCAAAAAAACCAUUGGCAAGAUUAAAAUUCAAGUGCGUAGAGUGAGAAUGGGGCUGGAUGCACCUACUGGCUGUGCGUUUGCAUCAUCUCUGAAGUCGUCAUCUAUGGUGAAGUUGGAUUCCCUCCAACUUCGACUGUCGAACAUGAAGACUGUCCUCUCUGCUGAGAGAAAAGCAUUACAAAGAGAACGUGUAACCCCGGUGAUGCGUAUUAGUGGUUCUAAGUUGCAGCAAAGUAUGACGUAUGUCGUUGUGGGAACUCGUCAGUGUCUAAAAGAAGUGCCUGUGCUAAUCAAAGUUGGAUAUGGUGCGUGGAGGAGCAGUUCGACAUCUCACGAAGAUGUUCCUCCUGAAUCGUACACCUGUUUGUUGAAAUUGAAAAGUUCUCCUGAAGAGGAUACAGUGCGAAUGCAGCCGGGAUCUGGUGAAACUCGUGUAUUCUUGCCAGAUGGACUUGGAGAUGAUCUGGUAAUCGAAGUCCAUGAUAAAAAGGGAAAAUAUUGCGGUAAUGCUGUACUUCAGGUGGCUGAUAUUGUUGAUGAAUCGGGGGAGAAGCUUCGGUCAUGUUAUAUAUAUAGUGAGCCAGAGCACGAGCAAGUAGGGAAAAUACAAUUUAGCAUUAAUUACUCAACUACACUAGAUGAAAACAGUCACAAGUGUACAUCUGUUGCGGAGACCAUUGCGUAUGACUGUGUGUUGGAGACUGCAAUGAAAGUCCAACAGUUUCAGCAAAGGAACUUAUUGCUGAAUGGAUCAUGGAAGUGGCUGGUCAAUGAGUUUGCCGCUUAUUUUGGAGUUUCCGAUGCAUAUACAAAACUUAGAUAUCUUUCAUACGUUAUGGAUGUCGCCACACCAACUGCCGACUGUCUAAAUUUGGUGCACGAGUUGCUGCUACCUGUUGUAAUCAAAGGCAAAAACAAGAAUACGCUGAGUCACCAAGAGGGUCGUAUUUUGGGAGAAGUCUCUGAGGAAGUUGAGGAGAUGCUUACAUUGCUUUUCGAGAGUUAUAAGUCACUUGAUGAGUCGUCGCCCUCGGGCAUAGCAGAUGUGUUUGGACCUGCUACUGGAGUUGCGGCACCUGCUUUGACACCUGCUUUGAAACUUUACAAGCUUUUGCAUGAUAUACUUUCUCCUGAGGCACAGGCGAAGUUUUGUCGAUAUUUUCAGAAUGCUGCAAAGAAGAGGUCCAGAAGGCAUUUGUCAGAAACAGAUGAGUUUGUUUCGAGCAGCACAGAUAAUACAUUGAUGGAUCCGUUGGCUUUAUCUACUGCUUAUAGGAAAAUGAAAUCACUUUGUUGGAAUGUCAGAAACGAGAUUCUGACUGAUAUUCAAAUCCACAAGCAGGAUCUUCUUCCCAGUUUUGUAGAUCUUCCGAACCUUUCGUCGUCCAUAUACAGCACGGAGCUCUUCAGUAGGUUAAAGGCAUUCCUCGUUGCAUGCCCGCCUGCAGGACCAACACCACCUGUUGUUGAACUCGUCAUGGCUACUUCUGAUUUUCAAAGGGAUCUUGCCUUAUGGAAUAUUAGUCCUGUUAGAGGCGGGUUUGACGCUAAAGAGUUGUUUCACAUGCAUAUAACCCGUUGGAUCCAAGAGAAGCGUCUCGCUUUGCUUGAAUUUUGCAAGUUUGACAAGGUAAAAUUUUCCAGCCUACCAACACAGCACUCGACAACUUCUUUCGUUGAUGACAUCUAUGAGAGGAUAAAAGGGACGCUUUCCGAGUAUGAUGUCAUAAUCAGUCGAUGGCCGGAAUACACUUUUACACUGGAAAAUGCCAUAGCAGAGGUUGAGAAGGCCGUCGUUGAGAGCUUGGAGAAGCAGUAUGUCGAAGUUUUAUCUCCACUGAAGGAGAACUCAAUGCUGCCGAUUAAAUUGGGUCUCAAAUAUGUCCAGAAAUUCGCAAAGGGACAUGGCGGUCCUUACAACGUCACCAGUGAUUUAGGAGUGGUGCUGAAUUCAAUGAAAAGGUUGCUCGAUGUGCUACGUCCCCAGAUAGAAGCACAGGUGAAGUCUUGGGGCUCUUGCAUUCCUGAAAGCGGAAAUAUGGCACCCGGAGAUUGUCUCAGCGAGGUUACGGUGAUGAUUAGAUCGAAAUUUAGAGCUUAUGUGCAAGCCGUCGUCGAUAAACUCGUUGAAAAUAUGAAUCUACAUAAUGCUACAAAGCUCAAGAAGAUAAUCCAAGAAGCGAAAGAUCACGUGAUAGUAUCUGAUUUACGACAGAGGAUGCAACCUUUGAAGGAAUUGGUUGCCGGUACCAUAGAUCAGUUGCACGCCGUAUUUGACACUCCGGUCUUCAUCAAUAUCUGUCGAGGUUUCUGGGAUCACACCGGGCAGGAUAUCCUGAAGCUGUUGGCUGACAGGAAAGAGAACAAAUCUUGGUAUAAAGCUUCACGAGUCGCUGUUUCGGUUUUAGACGACACGUUUGCUUCCCAGAUGCAGCAGUUGCUUGGCAACGCGCUGCAGGAGAAAGACCUCGAGCCCCCACAGCGGAUCAUGGAAGUGCGAUCCAUGCUGUGUAAAGAUGCCCAGAAUCACAAGGACAACUACUUGUUCUAGAGGAAGGUGCUGCAAAGUGCGGCUCGUUGGAGCUAUGGUGCUCGAUUAAAAAACACGGGUUCACCUAGUUUGUCGGGGCGGGAUGUGGGAUGUAAGGGGCACGAUCUCGGGGAAGGAGGGUACGUGGUAAUUUUGAAUGGAAGAGUAAAUAUAGUAAAGGCCAAUUUGUAUGGCUUCAUAGUUUUUUGUAUCUAAUAUUGUUUUAGGCCACAUUGCUGUUUUCGAGGCUUUUUUUUGUUCAAAUUAAUCUUUGAGUUAGAUGUAAAGAAAUGGGUGGGGUAAUAUUCAAAUUAAUUUUGAAAUAUCAACAGAGAUAGAUGUGUGAUUUCUUAUUGAAAUUUAUGUUUUAGAUCAUUCAAA